Molecule: messenger RNA, 672 nt
Organism: Puccinia triticina
Lineage: Eukaryota; Fungi; Basidiomycota; Pucciniomycetes; Pucciniales; Pucciniaceae
Exons: 4
Coding region: 1-672 (223 amino acids)
Biological process (GO): positive regulation of DNA-templated transcription, elongation; positive regulation of transcription by RNA polymerase I
Cellular component (GO): CTDK-1 complex
Source: RefSeq, a predicted model, not a curated record
AUGUUUUCUAAAGCUUCGUCUUUUGUUCUCCUACUCGUUGCCAGUUUUUCUUUCGACGCGCAUGCCGUUCCCGCAACAGCCAAGCCGGCCCUACUGCCGCGUCAAGCAUCCAGUUUUGCAACAAGCGCAUCGGCAAGCUCCUCCGUUCAAGUCCAGAGUUUCCAGGCCAGCUGGCAGUCGCUGUCUCAGUCAUUCGUCCAGACUCAAUCCGUUUUCGAGCAGCGAGCAGAUGUCAGCGUUGCGUACAGAUCCGUCCAAACCCUCUAUCAGAGCUAUCAAUCGACGGUCUCCCAGUACCAAUCCUGCAACCUUUGCAAUCCUGGCUUGUCUCAAAGUGGCUUCCAAGCGCAAUUUCAGCAAUCCAUAACGACGAUGUACAGAUCUUUCCAAUCUAUCAUCAUCAUCGGCAAACAGACCUAUGGUUACCGAUGGGAAACACAGUUUACUCAGGUGUUCCGAAAGAUGACCUCGUUCGGAAGCUUCUGUCAGACGGUCGCUUCCGGCUUGCAGAUCGACUUGAGUGGCAUCUUAGGUGGACUGGGUCUUAACAUCAAUUUGUUUGUCAACAUCGGGAUCAACCUGGGUGGAAUCCUCGGCGGACCUGGCGGGGGCUUGCUCGGCAGUGUCCUUGGUGGAGGACCAAACAGCGGCUUAGUUGGGGGCUUGCUUUGA